Messenger RNA from Nothobranchius furzeri (turquoise killifish), 1865 nucleotides. Its product is annotated as stathmin-2. Gene Ontology annotation, cellular component: neuron projection; growth cone; cytoplasm. Gene Ontology annotation, biological process: regulation of microtubule polymerization or depolymerization; microtubule depolymerization; neuron projection development. Gene Ontology annotation, molecular function: tubulin binding. Lineage: Eukaryota; Metazoa; Chordata; Actinopteri; Cyprinodontiformes; Nothobranchiidae. The record is from RefSeq and is a predicted model, not a curated record.
CGUUUGCGCAGUAGGCUACACCUUUCACCGCCUGUGCGUCAGAGGGUCUGCCUGCGCGUUCCCGUGCUCGCUCGUUCCCGCCUCCUGUCCAGUCCAAGCCCGGUUCAUUCGCUGACUCAGUGCCUUAAUCAGCAUCACCGUUCCAAGGAAGCAGCUACAGCAUCCUCUGCGGAGAAAUACAUCAGCCAUGGCUAAAAUAACCGCAUACAAAGAGAAGAUGAAGGAGCUCUCUGUCCUCUCUCUCAUCUGCUCCUGCUUCUACCCAGAGUCUCGCAACAAGCUGGUGUGUGAGUUUGAAGACAUGGAGGUGAAACCCAUAGACAAGCGAGCGUCGGGACAGGCCUUUGAGGUGAUUCUCAAGCCCUUGUCUCCAGUGUCGGAGGCAGCCCACAACCUCCUCUCCCCCCCAAAAAGGGAUAUCUCCUUGGAGGACAUUGAGAAGAAACUGGAGGCUGCUGAAGAGCGGAGGAGGUACCAAGAGGCUCAGGUGCUAAAGAGUUUGGCAGAGAAGCGAGAGCACGAGAGGGACGUGCUGCUAAAGGCCAUGGAGGAGAACAGCAACUUCAGCAAGAUGGCCGAGGAGAAGCUGCAGCUGAAGAUGGAGCAGAUUAAGGAGAACCGUGAAGCCCAGCUGGCAGCCAUGAUGGAGCGGCUUCAGGAGAAGGAGAGGCACGCUGCCGAGGUGCGCAGGAACAAAGAGCGGAGGGAAUAGCCAGUAGCAUGAACCUCACACACCUUCUGUGGUCCAUCCAUCCAUCCUUCAACCCUUCUGAGACAGACAGUUGACCCUGAAGGCCGAGAGGCUCGAGCAUCGCACCACACCCUCACCGCACACUUUAUCACAAGAGCUCACAACGAUCAGCGAUACAAACACCAGAAACACCAUCCAUCCAUCCAUCUAUCUAUCUAUCUAUCUAUCUAUCUAUCUAUCUAUCUAUCUAUCUAUCUAUCUAUCUAUCCAUCUAUCUAUCUAUCUAUCCAUCUAUCUACCCACCUACCUACCUGUCUACCUGUCUACCUGGAUAGAUGAUAGGACGACACACUGAUUUAUGGAUCUAGGUGAAGUGCUGCACCUGCGGCUCCGUGCUCUACCACACUGUUCUCCUCUCCAGCUAAAGACGGACCUUUGCAGUGUUUCCCUGAAAGAUGUUGUGAUGUUUCUGUGUGAUUUGUGAAAAGGUGACGGUGGGUGUACCUACACAACAAUAUCCGUAAGAUUUCAGCCAUCUUGGUCUCCCUCACCAUCCCUCUUCAACACACGCACUUGGAACGUACCACCCAUAGAUGCUCAGAAACAACGAGCUUGAUGACGAUCUGUACAGGUGCUUUAUUGUUAAUAAGAAUGUGUUUGCAUAAAGACGGUUGCGUAUUUCGACGCCAUCUUCCCGUGAAUUUGUUGCCAAAUGAACAGCUCUGCAUAAGAACACAGUAUCUGGGGAUGAACCAUACAAAUGAGUGAAUGGUGCGACACCCUUCUGGUGUCAUGUCGUGUCUUGGACAGUGGAACGUGGCGUUGCUCCAUUCUGAAGAUGACUUAUGAACAUGCUGUAUGGGUGUGUGUGAAUGCUGAUUUACCCUUUAGGCAUCUUUAGCAUCUUCUCUCUUUAGGGUGUUAGAAACUCGAUGCAGGACGCUUUACAUCCAGCACACCGAAGUAGUCUCUUUUUACUACGAUUACUCAGUACACCACUGAUAUCUGCCUGCAUACGCUGCUGCUUGUGUUUCUCCUUUCAUAAGUUUCCGUGAAAGCUUUGCUAAAUAAAAGUUUGGGGUUCUGUGAACAUGGCAUGCUGCAUCUACAACGUUUCUGUAUUAAAACACGAGGGAUUGUAAACUGCCAAAUAAAUGAACCAGUUAUCUACACA